This is a messenger RNA of Vigna radiata var. radiata (mung bean), 1523 nucleotides long. RefSeq names its product transcription factor bHLH63. Lineage: Eukaryota; Viridiplantae; Streptophyta; Magnoliopsida; Fabales; Fabaceae. Gene Ontology annotation, biological process: regulation of DNA-templated transcription. Gene Ontology annotation, molecular function: DNA-binding transcription factor activity; protein dimerization activity. The record is from RefSeq and is a predicted model, not a curated record. The transcript has 7 exons. Bases 202 to 1392 code for a protein of 396 amino acids. Gene Ontology annotation, cellular component: nucleus.
ACAGCAUUUCACUUCUCCUAAUUCUCCUUCAGUUCGCAAGAACUUCCUGUGGGUGUGGGACCCUACUUUGCUUUGCUAUAAAGUGUUGCCGUUUCUCCACGCGCCCUCUGCAAAAUCCUCUGUUUCGAUUCGACGACAACAACAACAACCUAUAACUGUUACUUAUUUCGUAAUCUUAAUUAACGUAAAAAAAAAGCGAAAAUGUUGCACUGUGCGAACACGUCGGGGAAUCUGGCUGGGGACAUGACAGUGUGGGAAAGACAGAGGGCGAGGAUGAAGUGGCAAGAAGAGCAAGGGUACUUUUCUGCGUUCGACGCUCUUUUCUCUUCUUCUUCUCAAGAUUCCUUCUUGCUGCCUGCUGAUUCCGGUUGUGCGCUUGGUGAAGUGGUAGCUCAGGCUCAGGCUCAGCCUCAGCCUCAGCCUCGCUCCAUGAAUAAGCCAUCUGUUCAUGGGUUUGAUGAAAGUUCUUCGAUUUCAAGAACUUUUAGUUGUCCACCUGCUUUGGUGGAGCCCAGGCCCACUGGCUCUUCGAUUGGGAAAGAGAGUUCCAAGAAAAGGAAACCCGAGAAGCUUCACAGUGCUAAGUUUGUUACAGAAAAUGAUACGAAAGACAAGAGGAUCAAACUGGGUUCCGACGACGAUGAACAAUCCAAAAUCACAGGGAGCCCCAACAGCAACGCCAACACCGAUACCAACAAAAGAGAAACUUGUGCAGAUACUUCAAAUUCGAAGCAAAAUUCCAAAGUCUCCGAGAUUCAAAAUCAAAAGCCCGAUUACAUUCACGUCCGCGCGCGUCGCGGCCAAGCCACCGAUAGCCAUAGCUUAGCUGAAAGAGUUAGAAGGGAAAAAAUUAGCGAGAGAAUGAAGUAUUUGCAAGAUUUAGUACCUGGUUGCAACAAAAUCACGGGAAAAGCUGGAAUGCUUGAUGAAAUCAUCAACUAUGUUCAAUCUCUUCAACGACAGGUUGAGUUUCUGUCAAUGAAAUUAGCUGCUGUGAACCCAAGGCUUGACCUCAGUAUUGAUGAUCUAUUUGAAAAAGAGGUGUUUCCUUGUGCUGCGAAUUUUCCAAACAUUGGAAUGUCAUCAGAUUUGACGAACUCUGGCUAUGUUCAAUUCAAUUCACCACAAGAAAUGGUGUCGUAUGGGGGAUUAGACACGGUGAUUAACCCUCCCUACAUGGGCCUAAAAAGGAGUAUAAGUGCCCAUGUAUCAGUGCCUGAAACAUAUCUUCACUCAUCCUCUUUCACACAAUUGCUUCCCUCCUCAACAUGGGAAGGUGAUUUCCAAAACCUUUUGAAUUUGGAUUUUGAUCAAGUGCGAGCCACAUCUUUCCCUUCUCAUUUGUCCUCAGGACUGGUUGAAGCUGGCAAUCAUCUAAAGAUGGAGAUGUAGACUAGAGCUUCUAUUUCUUCUGCAACUUAUCAAGAUUCUUUUUGUUUUCUUUUCAAGUACAUAGCAUAUAUCAAUUGUUUGUAACUGCUCCAUAAUAUAAAUAAAAAUUUAUUUAGUACCUGUUAACUUCA